AGCGGGCGCCCUGCGGGGCCGUCCUUGAGGACCCCGGGCGCGGGCGGCCGCGGCGCUGCCUGAGGAGCCGCCGCGCCGGGGCGGGCCGCCAGCCAGCUCCCGCCUCAGGCGCCCGCCGCGGGCGCCCCGCGCCGCCGGGGCCCUCGGCGCCACGUCCCGCCGGGGCGGCGCCGGCCUUAAAGGCGCAGCGCGGGCGGAGCAUGGCGGCGCGCUGGCUGUGGCUGCUGGCGCUGGCGCCCUGGGCCGGGCCGCGCGCCGCGCCGCCGCCGCCCGACGCCGAGGUGACGUUCGUGCUGCCGGCGGGGCGGCGGGAGUGCUUCUACCAGGGCGCGCCCGGCAACGCCUCCAUGGAGGCCGAGUACCAGGUGAUCGGCGGAGCCGGGCUGGACGUCGACUUCUCCCUGGAGAGCCCCUCGGGGCUGCUGCUGGUCAGCGAGUACCGGAAAUCGGACGGGGUGCACACCGUGGAGCCCACGGAGGCCGGCGACUACAAGCUCUGCUUCGACAACUCCUUCAGCACCAUCUCGGAGAAGCUGGUGUUCUUCGAGCUCAUCUUCGACAGCGCCCAGGACGACGACGACGCGGACAACUGGGUGGAGGCGGUGGAGCCCGAAGACAUGCUCGAUAUCAAGAUCGAGGACAUAAAGGAGUCCAUCGAGACCAUGAAGAGCCGCCUGGAGCGGAGCAUCCAGAUGCAGACGCUGCUGCGAGCCUUCGAAGCGCGCGACCGCAACCUGCAGGAGAGCAACCUGGGCCGGGUGAACUUCUGGUCGGCGGUGAACCUGGGCGUGCUGGUGCUGGUGGCCUUCCUCCAGGUCUACAUGCUGAAGAGCCUCUUCGAGGACAAGAGGCGGGUGCGGACGUAGGCGGCGGCGGCGGGGACGGGACUCUGCUCCCCGCGGGGACGGCACGGGGCCGGGGGGCGCCGGCGGAGGAACGCACGCCCCUCCGCCCGCCCGCACCUCAAACUGCUGCUUCCGCCCCCGCCCUGGCCGCGGGGAUUAAAACAGGCCGGCUUCCCA
Messenger RNA from Dromaius novaehollandiae (emu), 1022 nucleotides. It is a transcript of the gene TMED1, whose product is annotated as transmembrane p24 trafficking protein 1. Bases 201 to 866 code for a protein of 221 amino acids. The transcript has 4 exons. Gene Ontology annotation, biological process: Golgi organization; intracellular protein transport; endoplasmic reticulum to Golgi vesicle-mediated transport. Gene Ontology annotation, cellular component: endoplasmic reticulum-Golgi intermediate compartment; Golgi apparatus; endoplasmic reticulum. Lineage: Eukaryota; Metazoa; Chordata; Aves; Casuariiformes; Dromaiidae. The record is from RefSeq and is a predicted model, not a curated record.